Molecule: messenger RNA, 2026 nt
Organism: Marasmius oreades (fairy-ring Marasmius)
Lineage: Eukaryota; Fungi; Basidiomycota; Agaricomycetes; Agaricales; Marasmiaceae
Exons: 2
Coding region: 1-1866 (621 amino acids)
Source: RefSeq, a predicted model, not a curated record
AUGUCCAUCACUGGCCCUCCUCCUGCUUGUCCUCAGUGCCCUCCUGGUUCUCCCCUCAUAACCCAGGAAUGUUCUCUUGUCUGCACCAAUUGCGGCCACGUCUUGGAGAAAGACCCAUCUUUUAUCGAUCCUGAACCUUCUAAUUUAACGCCUCAUUCCUCGCUUCUCAAGAGUUCUCGUUCCUCCUGGAACCUUGCCGGUCAGAACAAGGAAGUUACCCACAGAAGGAACAUCUAUCUGAUCAAUGAAUUUAUCAAGUCUCUCGCACACGCCUUUUCUGUCCCUGGCAUCGCACCCCGAGCUAUCACACUAUUCACCCAGGCCAUGAGUACGGGCCAAUUUAGUUGGGGAAACAAAGCCAAGGUCAUUGCUGGCGUCUGCCUUUCCAUAGCCCUCAGGGAGUCUCAUCGGCCAGAUUUUCUAGCCGACAUCAGCUCACUCGUUGAACAACGCCUUACUCAUAUGAAACGAUCCCUUGCAUCUGUUUUAUCUGUUCUUGGUAUCAUCCUCGUGCCCAGUGUGCCUCAGCAACACUUAACCACGUUGCAUUCCCAUCUGAUUUCCAUUCUCGAGUCUUCGCAACAAGAACAGGACCAACUUCCCUUUUCACUCGUCAGUGAGCUGAAACCCCUCUCAAUCCGUUCUGCUGAGGAAACGGCACGCUCUCUGACUGAUUUACUCGCCCGCGCUUCUUCGUAUUCGGACCCCCUUGGUUAUGCUGCAACCCCGACCGCUUGUGCGGUCUUCAUACUCUCCCUCGAAGCAGAAGCGCGAGCAACGCUUUCAAACCUGAGUCAUCUUGCUGCCUGUUUUGCUGCACGAUUUAACAUUGGCAAGGGUAUCGUUAUGCGAUGCUAUAAAUCCCUGCAAGAUGAGCUGGUUAGGUGGUCGGAAGAACUGAAUUGGCUUGACGCCUACGACUCCAAACGGGGCCGAGCUAAAGUCGCGAAGAGGCUCCUGGUUGCUCGGGCGUUGAAAGACCUCAUUACAUGGAAGGACGAUAUUUGGAGACAAAAGAUUACAGUUUCUGGGUGUCUCGCCAUUGCCGAGUGCAGCAAAUACAAUGAUGACUCUGAAACUCCUCUCGUAGAAAAAUCAGAAAAAUCUCUUGAGGAAGGUCCCUCCAGGAAACGAAGGAAACUCAACCAUACUAUCGGUGAUGCAGCCCAUUUUCUCGUUGAUCCGCUCAUUGGCCCUAUACCCCACAUUUUGAAUUUCCACUCUACUCCCACUGAUUCGCCCGAACCUCAGGAUACCUUUCAUCCUAAGCCCGAACAAGGCCGGAAGAUUCCAGACGUCCUUCAUCAACUUCCCUUGACUCAUUGGCUCCUCGCAUCAUCCGCUCCCAUCCAUUCAGUGCGGCGAUUACCCUCACGCUUACAGCUGCUUGCCGUAGCCCGCGGAGGCUCGAGCUCAGAGGAGAUUACAGACUCGGAGCUCCUUACUGACGACGAAUGGGAAACAAUACGGCGAACAUCUCCCGAAAUAGAAGAACUUCUGGAACAAUGGCGACUGGACGGAACGUUGGAGCACAUACAAGCGGAGCCCCACAAAUCUCGUAAAUCCAAGGGCGUGGCGGAACCGAACGUCGGAGGAAAGGAAACAAAAUCGAAGAGAAUAAAUUUCGAUGCAUUCGAACAAUUCAUGGGUUGUGAGGAAGAGAAUCCACAGUUGUCGGCGUUUAUGGGAAUUGAGUCUGUAGAGCAUCUCGAAUGGGUGAAUUUUGCGGAUGUAGAUGAUGAGGUUCUGCAUCCUGAGUCUACUAAUGUUUCUAUCCUUCGCAAUACAGCCGAAGGCGAAGUGAUAGACGACUGGCAUCCGAUGUCUCCUAUUGGUGGAUACGCGUCUGAUAGAGAUUGCGAUUGAGUGGCAAAGGUGCUGGUUUUUCCUUGCUUUUGGACUCAUCAAAGUCCAUUUGCCCAGUCGAUAGUCUCAAGCAUGUAAGUACGACUGUUAGAGAUGAACGGGCUUAUUGUUCUUUUUCUCCCCUCGGAUGUGAUGGAAAGUCAUGAAGGUUUCUCCCGUU